Messenger RNA from Salvia splendens (bonfire salvia), 1724 nucleotides. RefSeq names its product DEAD-box ATP-dependent RNA helicase 36. Lineage: Eukaryota; Viridiplantae; Streptophyta; Magnoliopsida; Lamiales; Lamiaceae. Gene Ontology annotation, molecular function: nucleic acid binding; ATP binding; RNA helicase activity. The transcript has 6 exons. Bases 53 to 1519 code for a protein of 488 amino acids. The record is from RefSeq and is a predicted model, not a curated record. Gene Ontology annotation, cellular component: cytosol.
UAACCUUUCUUCGUCUCCAAAUUCAUCAGAGGGUUUUACACAAGUAGCAACAAUGGAGGAAGAAAUCCAACUUGAACCAAGUUUCCAAUUGUUCUCUCGCAAAAAGAAGAAAUCAACCACAAAGAUCAACAAUCCGCCGCCACCAGCAACCGCCACCGUGAAGGAAUUGGAGAAAGUACUAAACCCUAACCCUACACCGGCGCACGUCACCUUCUCCGACCUAGGGCUGGCGGAAUGGGCUGUCAACACCUGCAAGGAGCUCAAGAUGAAGCACCCCACUCCAGUGCAGUACCAUUGCAUUCCCAAAAUCCUGGCCGGCCGGGACGUGCUUGGCCUCGCGCAGACCGGGAGCGGAAAGACGGCGGCGUUCGUCCUCCCCAUCCUCCAGCGCCUCGCCGAGGAUCCGUAUGGGGUGUUUGCGCUGGUGGUGACUCCGACGCGGGAGCUGGCACACCAAUUGGCGGAUCAGUUUAAGGCGCUCGGGUCUGGAUUGGGGCUGCGGUGUGUGGAGAUUGUCGGCGGUAUGGAUAUGAUUACGCAGUCGCGGAGUUUGAUGCAGAGGCCGCAUGUGGUGGUUGCUACUCCGGGAAGGAUUAAAUUUCUGCUUGAACAGAAUCCUGAUUUGCCUGCUAUUUUUUCUAGAACUAAGUUUCUUGUGUUGGAUGAAGCUGACAGAGUCAUGGACAUUAAUUUUGAAGCAGAGUUGAGAGUUAUUUUUCAGUGCUUACCAAAGAAACGGCAAACUUUACUAUUUACCGCCACCAUGAGCAGCAACUUACAGACGUUACUUGAACUCUCAGCAAAUAAAACAUAUUUCUAUGCAGCAUAUGAAGGUUUUAAAACAGUGGAAUCUCUGAAACAACAGUAUAUUUUUAUUCCCAAGAAUGUGAGGGAUGUGUACCUUCUCCACAUAUUGAACAAAAUGAAGGAAAUGGGUGUUCGAUCUGCCAUGAUAUUUGUUUCCACCUGCAGGAGUUGUGAACUUCUGAGUUUGUUGCUAGAACAGCUUGAUCUUGAAGUAGCAGCAUUGCACUCUUAUAAAUCCCAGUCGUUGAGGCUCUCGGCAUUACAUAAAUUCAAGUCCGGGCAGGUCCCUAUACUAAUUGCAACUGAUGUUGCUAACCGUGGUUUAGACAUACCAACAGUAGAUUUGGUCAUAAACUAUGACAUUCCAAGGUAUCCAGAGGAUUAUAUUCAUCGAGUUGGUCGUACUGCUAGGGUAGGAAGAGGAGGCCUUGCCCUUAGCUUCAUCACCAAGAAUGAUGUGGACCUUGUGCAUAAAAUAGAAGAUCUUAUAGGGAAAAAAUUUGAUGAGUUCGAGUGUAAGGAGAAGGAUGUACUUGAGGAUAUCACAAAGGUAUACAAGGCUAGGCGCGUGAUAGUGAUGAAAAUGAUGGACAGCGGGUUUGAGGAGAAGGCCUUGUCACGAAAGGAGCAGAAGUCGAGAACAAAAGAAAUUCGAAGAAAGAGUAAGAAACGGAAGAGGGGCAAAGCUAUUGAAGUAUCUCAAGACUCCUAAGGGAUAGCUGUCCAACGCCCUUGUGUUUAUCUUAUAUUCUCUUAUAUUCUCAUUCUAUGUAUUGUACGUGUUAGGAUUAACACACAAGGCUUACACACUCUUGAAUAGAUCACACACACUCACUGUAAUGUGAAGUACUCACACACUUAUGCAGAAAACUCACACUAACAGUUUAGUAUUGAAAGUAGGUGAUUUCUUGAAGAAA